UGCCGUAAAAAUAAUGUCUAACCACUAUUCUUAUACAGUAUCUAUGAGCAAUAUAUGCAUUUUAGGAGCUCGAAUUCGUAUAAUUUUUUAAUUAAGCCAUUAAGGCUAACCUCGUGGCUACACCUCAUGCAUACUGAGUUCCAAAACGCCUCCGAUGAAGUGAUCAACAAAUACCAUUCUCGUGGCAUUGAGUAUGCUCUCGAUGAGCUAGAAGCCUACCUUCAUUACCCUCUAAUCCCUCUGCAAAGAGAUUUUGAUAACCUCAUUAAUGCUAUUCCUGAUCCUUCUCGUCCAGUGUCUCUUUGGCAGAAUGUCAAGGCCCUCAGAAUGGAGCUAUUAAUGAGCAUCAAUUCUAUGCAGCUCAGUUUGAACGGAGGCCGUCGAAUGAUUCGAAGAAUCAAUAAUCCGGCGGAAACGGACGAAGAAAGCGUUGUUGCCGACGAGCGUGACAACACCGAUCGUGUAUGAGAUAACUGGCUCGAAAAAUACAUGAGAGAUUGAUUU
Messenger RNA from Arabidopsis arenosa, 504 nucleotides. Lineage: Eukaryota; Viridiplantae; Streptophyta; Magnoliopsida; Brassicales; Brassicaceae. The record is from the annotation of a GenBank genome assembly.